AGGGCUUCACCCUGGAUUAAAAACAGAGUUGAGUGUCUGGGGUCCUUUGGUCCCCAGAGAGCAGCAACUACUUGUACACACACACACACCCCCCACAUGCCAAACAGUGCAGUGCUGGUCAGACACAGAGGAGCCCCUGGGCCCAGCCCUGCCACAGCGGCUUUGGGGAGGUCGAGCUUAGAUAUCCAGCUGUCCUGCCCUGGGAUCUGGCUGUAGUGUUCCUCUGCCCUGUAGCUGGGGCAAGGAUGCCUCUGCUUCAUCAAGCCCCUCUGUUGGAGAUGUGCUCCCAUCUUCCGCUUUUGUGACUCAAGUCACAGGGUCAAGUGCUGAGGGGUGUGGCCACAGAGGGAACUCAGAGCUCUAGAGUGAGCAGGGUGGGAAAGGGAAGAGGCUUAGGUGAGUAAGCAGGGGGAGGUGAAGGUGUAGGCGCUGCCAAGGAACAUGGCAGAGUCCAUCAUCUAUGCAGACUUGUGGUUUGUGAAGACUCCUCUGAGAAAGAACAACUCCAACCCAGGAGAGGAGUCUGACAAGGAUGGGAAGCUUACCUACGAGAACAUGGAGGCACUUUCAGACCCAGAGGCACCCACCAGCCUGGCGCUGGCUAUUGGACCAGAGGACGAAACAGCAUUCCACAUGGAACAGCCAGCCAGGACUUGGAGCAGUGCCACAGCCCCAGAUGCUGAGCAAAUACUCCCCUGUCAUGGCCACCCCUACCGCUCACAGUACCUCCUCCUGGGAUUGCUCCUCACCUGCCUGCUGCUGGCGGUGGCUGCCAUCUGGUUGGGCAUGCAAUAUCUGCAGGUAACUCAGCAGUUUGGGCAGAUGAGCAGGCUACUGGAAACCUCCAACAGCAGCCUUCAGGAACAGCUCCACCUCGGAACUGCCCAAAUGAGACAGAGGGAAAAGGACCUGCAAGACUCCAAGGAACAGCUGGCCCAGAACGAGAGAGCACUAGAGGAGGAACAGGGGGUACACCAGGCUGCUGAGGAGCAGCUACAGCUCUGCCAGGCAAACAGGACGAAGAUGCAAGAGAACUUGCACACACUGCAGCGGAAGCUGAGCCACCUGCAGGACACAGUGAGGCCCUUCUUCACCUGCCCCUCACAAGGCACCUGCUGUAUGGUGGGCUGGAUACUGAUUCAAAGAAGAUGCUUUCACAUCUCACUCACUAAGAGAGAUUGGCAGGAAAGCUGGGAGUAUUGCAAAUCUCUGUCAUCUGACCUGACCACAGUCACAGACAAUCCUUGGAGUUAUUCCUAUUCAGAAAUUUUUCCCUGGAAGAGCUUAUUGUCGCAGUUUUCUGAGGACACUUCAUAUUGGGUUGGCCACGGCUUAAACAAGGACCGGUGGAGACUUCCAGGCCAAUGCUCCAUGAUAGACAGCCAUUCUGUUGUGGUCCAUGCUUCGCUUCUGAGGUCACAGGUGUGCAGUAACCAACUUCCUUGCAUUUGUGAGAUGGCAUCUUUCAGGAUUUCAGGCUAGGACCAUUCUAUGUAGAAUCCAGGUGUUAAUGGCAGAAUCCUGCUGGGCCAUCCCCUCUGAUUGUGUCCAGCAGUGCUCAGCACAUCCUCACAGUACAGUUUCCAGUGGACAUCUGUCUUUCUUAUAGCCAGCACAUUGCCUGAUUCAAAUCUUCCUCCAGAAAUUGGUCUGUUCCAGGGGAAAGGGGAAAGAAUCUCCUAGAACGAACUCUGGGCAUGGUGGUCAAGAACCUUCCCCUGUGACAUGGGAUGGGGGCGGGGAGGAGGGCACAUGGACUGAGUGGAUAAGGGCAGCCCAGAGCCAGCCAGGCAGCUUUGUUGAAAUCGGUUUAAUUAUUACACUUGUCAGUCUUGUGUGUCCGCAGUGCUGUCUGGUUGGGUGAGCCCAGCAGAAGACCGUGCCCAAGUGUUAGUUCAGCCAGGUGCUCU
Molecule: messenger RNA, 1910 nt
Organism: Ochotona curzoniae (black-lipped pika)
Lineage: Eukaryota; Metazoa; Chordata; Mammalia; Lagomorpha; Ochotonidae
Product: B-cell differentiation antigen CD72-like
Exons: 9
Coding region: 442-1482 (346 amino acids)
Cellular component (GO): plasma membrane
Molecular function (GO): transmembrane signaling receptor activity
Source: RefSeq, a predicted model, not a curated record